UAAUAUAAAGUUGCAUAGAAUGGAGCUCACUUUGAACAUCUUCACCUCAACAUUCUUAGUAGUAGAUUAGUAAUGGCCUCCCUAAGGACCUUACUGAAGCAAAGGUCAUAUGGUGUUGCUCCAUGCCACCACAACUCCAUUAUCAGGAACCUCUUCUUCUCAACAAGCACUGCUGCUGCUGGUUCUUCUUCCUCUGCUUCUUUUGCUCAGAGACUCAGAGAUUUGCCAAAGGAUCUUCCUGGAACCAACAUCAAGAAACAUGUCUCCCAGCUUAUUGGGAGAACCCCACUUGUUUAUCUGAACAAAGUGAGUGAAGGAUGUGAGGCUUAUAUUGCUGUCAAGCAAGAAAUGAUGCAGCCUACUGCCAGCAUCAAGGACAGGCCAGCACUUGCAAUGAUUGAAGAUGCUGAGAAAAAGAAUCUGAUAUCCCCUGAAAAGACAACUUUGAUUGAGCCUACAUCUGGGAAUAUGGGUAUCAGCAUGGCAUUUAUGGCUGCUAUGAAAGGAUACAAGAUGGUAUUGACCAUGCCCUCUUACACAAGCUUGGAGAGAAGGGUGACAAUGAGAGCUUUCGGAGCCGAUCUGAUCCUAACUGAUCCAACCAAAGGAAUGGGGGGGACAGUAAAGAAGGCUUAUGAUCUUCUUGAACAAACGCCAAAUGCUUUCAUGCUGCAACAGUUUUCAAAUCCUGCCAAUACCAAGGUGCAUUUUGAGACCACAGGGCCUGAGAUAUGGGAGGAUACAAAUGGACAAGUCGACAUAUUUGUUAUGGGAAUAGGUAGUGGAGGCACUGUCUCUGGUGUUGGACAAUAUCUUAAAUCCAAAAAUCCUAAUGUUAAGAUAUAUGGAGUGGAGCCAGCUGAAAGCAAUAUCCUAAAUGGUGGUAAACCUGGUCCACAUCAUAUUACCGGUAAUGGGGUCGGAUUCAAACCAGACAUAUUGGACAUGGAUGUAAUGGAGAAAGUUCUUGAGGUUAGCAGUGAAGAUGCAGUCAACAUGGCCAGGGUGCUGGCCUUGAAGGAAGGACUCAUGGUUGGUAUUUCAUCCGGAGCUAAUACGGUUGCAGCUCUAAGAUUGGCUAGUAUGCCUGAGAACAAAGGCAAACUUAUUGUGACUGUCCAUCCAAGUUUUGGCGAACGAUACCUUUCGUCUGUGCUGUUCCAAGAGCUUCGUGAUGAAGCUGCAAAGAUGCAGCCAGUGGCAGUUGAUUAAUGCUUUUCAUGUGAGUUCAUAUACAAACUAGAACAAAGCUUGAUUUGUUGUGGGGUUACAUGGAUCAACAUAGCUGUUACAAUACUGUUGUAACAAAAAAUUGUCAAAUUCAGUUUGCUAUCCAUCCUAUUGUAGCGGAAAUUGUUAAUUAAUGGCAGGUCUUUGAUGAAGCUUACAAUAAUAUAUAUAUUAUGAGAAAAGGAGUAAUUGAUUCCUAA
Messenger RNA from Arachis duranensis, 1430 nucleotides. Its product is annotated as bifunctional L-3-cyanoalanine synthase/cysteine synthase 1, mitochondrial. Gene Ontology annotation, cellular component: cytoplasm. Gene Ontology annotation, molecular function: cysteine synthase activity. Bases 73 to 1212 code for a protein of 379 amino acids. The transcript has 10 exons. The record is from RefSeq and is a predicted model, not a curated record. Lineage: Eukaryota; Viridiplantae; Streptophyta; Magnoliopsida; Fabales; Fabaceae.